Daldinia loculata is the source of this 2342-nucleotide messenger RNA. Its product is annotated as glycoside hydrolase family 43 protein. Bases 618 to 2228 code for a protein of 536 amino acids. The transcript has a single exon. Gene Ontology annotation, biological process: carbohydrate metabolic process. Gene Ontology annotation, molecular function: hydrolase activity, hydrolyzing O-glycosyl compounds. The record is from RefSeq and is a predicted model, not a curated record. NCBI's taxonomy places the organism in Eukaryota, Fungi, Ascomycota, Sordariomycetes, Xylariales, Hypoxylaceae.
AUACUACCAGACUGCACACCCCUGAUAGACGAGGUCAUCCUUUGGAUACGAUUAUAAAAAACUGGAACAUCUGUUCAUGAGUAUUAUGAUGCUGAAAACCCGAGCCGUGUUGGCAGCGGGCAUAAGUACCUCCCUAGGUACCUAGUGAAGACUGAGAAGUAGAUAGUUGACUAAACUAGGACGAUAUCAUGAGAGUAAACUGUAUAAAUGAAAGAACUAAAGAUAUGCGGUUUUAAUCUUGUCCUGUUCUCAUUCGUCUGGAUUAUGUGCCUAAAAAAUAAAGCAUAUACUAAACCCGAAGCACAGCCGAAUUAUACAACUUUACCGAUGUCGUCAGCACUUGAUAGAAAACUAUUGGAAUUUAAGGAUUCUCCUCACCCAAUGUGACUAGGUAGUUAGACGGACUGCCUAAAAUUGGAUCGACGAAGCGCAAUCGGCAUUGGCCGGCUAAAUUCAACUGCUCCUCGGGCCAUCAUUAUACGACCUACCGAAGACGUUCUCUAGCUUCGAUGUUGAAAUAUACAUAGCUUAUGUUUAAAGGAGAGUCGUCAAUGAGUCUUUUACUCUUCUAAACUUAUCUCGUUUAACUGUCAGUCUGUCUAGAAAGACUACCCACCAUGCCUUUAGUUCGCAAUCCGAUCUUGCCCGGCUUCAAUGCCGACCCGUCAAUACUACGGGUUGGCAGCGACUAUUACAUCGCUACAUCUACCUUUGAAUGGUACCCUGGAGUACAGAUCCACCACUCUAAAGAUCUCGCAAACUGGGAGCUAGUCACGCGCCCCCUGAACCGCAAGUCUCAACUGGAUAUGCGUGGUGAUCCUGAUAGUUGCGGCGUGUGGGCGCCCUGUCUUACACAUGACGGCGACAAAUUCUGGCUUGUAUAUACAGAUGUGAAGCGCAAAGAUGGUUCCUUCAAGGACACACACAACUAUAUUGUCAGCGCUCCAUCGAUUGAGGGACCUUGGUCUGAUCCCGUUUAUGUCAAUUCUUCCGGGUUUGACCCUUCUCUAUUUCACGACGACGAUGGUAAGAAGUGGUUCAUAAAUAUGCUACAGGACCAUCGGCGCCGACCCCGUUCUUUUGCGGGGAUCGUCCUGCAAGAGUUUGACCCUGCGGCGGGCAAGUUAGUUGGCCCGAAGAAAAACAUCUUCCGUGGAACGGAGCUAGACCUUGUCGAAGGACCACAUCUCUACAAGAGGAAUGGAUGGUAUUAUCUUUUGACGGCCGAGGGUGGGACAGCUUAUCACCACGCAUGCACGCUGGCCCGUUCCCGCGAUAUUUGGGGUCCAUACGACGUGCAUCCACAGAAGCAUAUUCUCACCUCCAAGGAUGCCCCGUUUGCCGCUCUGCAGAGAGCCGGCCAUGGUGACAUUGUAGAUACACCCGAGGGGCGGACAUAUCUCGUACACUUGGCAGGUCGACCAAUAACUCAGGAGCGUCGCUGUGUCCUCGGUCGCGAAACUUCCAUUCAAGAAGCCUUUUGGAAAGAUGACUGGCUAUUCGUGAAGAAUGGUCCUGUUCCUUCGCUCUACGUUGAUGUCCCUGGAGUGCGUGACGACACCCAAUACUGGGCGGAGCAAAGAUAUACCUUCGAGGACGGACUACACAAGGACUUGCAGUGGCUGAGGACACCUGAAACAGAGCGCAUUUUUGCUACUCAGGAUGGAAAGCUUGUCUUGUUCGGCCGGGAGACUAUUGGGUCGUGGUUUGAACAGGCAUUGGUCGCGAGACGGCAGACUCACUUCUCUUAUGACGCCGAAACAACGAUCGAUUUCUCACCAACCGACGAGAGGCAAUUUGCAGGACUCACUGCAUACUACUGCCGCUACAACUUCUUCUAUCUUACCGUGACGGCCCAUUCCGACGGCCAAAGAGAGCUACUCAUUUUGACAUCGGAGGGCUCUUGGCCCGACGGCAAACUCACCACACCCCUUGCAGACCCUGUGCAGAUCCCUAAUGAAGGAAAAGUAAGACUGGCGUUAACGAUUCGCGGUCGCGAACUGCAAUUCCUUUACGCGUUACACGGCGAUGAGCUGAAGAAAAUUGGACCGGUUUAUGACGCGUCUAUUCUUUCUGACGAAUGUGGUGGACAUCAGGCCCAUGGGAGCUUCACAGGGGCGUUUGUGGGAGUGGCGUGUUCUGAUGUAAACGGGACCGCGUUACCGGCUACUUUUGAUUAUUUUACGUAUCGUCCCGUCGAAUAUGAGACUGACAGAUAUGAUGUAUAACAGCUUUACGAUAUUUUUGUUCAAAUUAGGCUUAAAUACACAACUAAGUAGGUACCUAUCUACAUCUAUUAAGCUUAUAAUAAGUAAAUAUUUAUAUUGAUGCUUUGAUUGUUA